AUUAUGAAAAUGCCUAAAUAAGUUCACUAGUCAACCUCUCCUUUCACCCAUAGUACUUCUGUCGCGCUUGCUUAUGUAUUUAAACUCAGAAGCUUCGCUUUGUGUUGUUCUACCCAGCCGCUGUGACACAAAUUAAGAACAAGCUAGAAGAUCGCCCGCAGCCCAAGUCGGUUCCCUAAGAUCAUGGAGAUCAUGGAGACCCCAAAUGGGCGCACCGCUGCAAAGAAACCUCUCCUGCUGCUAAGCUGCGCCAUGCUGGGGCUCGGCAACUGCGGCGGUCCCCUAAUAAUGCGGCUCUACUUCCUCCGCGGCGGCAAGCGCAUAUGGCUCUCCAGCUGGCUCGAAACUGCCGGCUGGCCCAUCAUCCUUCCCGCCCUCGCCGUCGUCUUCUUGCAGCGCCGCCGUGCAGCUGACGGCUCCUCCGCCGGGUUCUUUCUCAUGAAACCUCGCUUAUUCGUUGCCUCCGCCGUCCUCGGCGUCCUCACCGGCCUCGAUGACUACCUGUAUGCGUAUGGCAUGGCGCGUCUUCCGGUGUCCACCUCAUCGCUGAUCAUAGCCACCCAGCUGGCCUUCACGGCCGGGUUCGCCUUCCUUCUGGUGAGGCAACGGUUCACCUCGUAUUCGAUAAACGCCGUCGUUUUGCUGACGAUCGGAGCUGCUGUUUUGGGGAUCCAUGCGAGCGGCGACCGUCCUAAGAACGAGUCGAACAAGGAGUAUUAUUUGGGGUUCUUUAUGACGCUGGCGGCGGCAGCGCUCUAUGGAUUGGUUUUGCCCGCGAUGGAAUUAACGUACAAGAAGGCACGGCAGGCCAUUACCUAUUCACUGGUGCUGGAGAUGCAGAUGGUGAUCGCUUUCUUUGCUACUCUCUUCUGCACCAUAGGCAUGCUGGUCAACCAUGAUUUUCAGGUCUCUCUCUCUCUCUCUCUCCAUGGAAACACAUGGCAAUCAAAGGCAAUUUCAAGGGAGGCAAAAGAAUUUGAACUUGGAGAGGCAAGGUAUUAUGUGGUGCUAGUGUGGAGUGCAAUCGUUUGGCAGGUUUUCUUCAUUGGAGCAAUUGGGGUGAUCUUUUAUGCCUCUUCAUUGUCAUCUGGAAUUUUAAUUUCUGUUCUACUCCCCAUAACUGAGCUUUUUGCUGUUAUUUUCUACAAAGAAAAGUUUGAGGCUGAGAAAGGAAUUGCUCUUGCCCUUUCUAUUUGGGGCUUCAUUUCCUACUUCUAUGGAGAGAUAAAACAUUCCAAGAAAACUAAUGAACAAAUCCCAAAAACAGAGAUGCCCCAAACUCUUACAGCAUAAUGACACUAGCUUAUGUUAUGAGAAGCCAUGAAUGUCUGUGACAAGGAAGAAGGGAUGACAAAGGAUAAACCGCUUUUGUAAUAUUUUUUUUUUAUCAUAUUUAAAUUAUGUUAGCUUCA
Malania oleifera is the source of this 1412-nucleotide messenger RNA. Its product is annotated as purine permease 3-like. The record is from RefSeq and is a predicted model, not a curated record. Lineage: Eukaryota; Viridiplantae; Streptophyta; Magnoliopsida; Santalales; Ximeniaceae. The transcript is spliced from 2 exons. The coding region runs from base 184 to 1293 and encodes 369 amino acids. Gene Ontology annotation, molecular function: purine nucleoside transmembrane transporter activity. Gene Ontology annotation, cellular component: membrane.